GUGUGAAGCUUUACGUCACCUAGAUGUUGACGUUACGUACUACGCAACGUGCCCCUGUGGUUUUGACAGAGCGACCCCAAGUGCGAAGCUGCCAACGCCCGGCAUAGAGGCUGCUCGAUUGAGAGGAAACGAUCUUGAAUGAGCCCAGUGGAACCUAACAGAACGCAGCUAUGCAGACGAUUAAGUGCGUUGUAGUGGGUGACGGUGCUGUGGGUAAAACCUGUCUCCUCAUCUCCUACACAACCAACAAAUUCCCCUCCGAGUAUGUGCCCACGGUGUUUGAUAACUAUGCAGUAACGGUCAUGAUCGGUGGUGAACCCUACACCCUAGGAUUAUUUGAUACUGCAGGUCAGGAGGACUACGACAGGCUACGGCCCCUGAGCUACCCCCAGACCGACGUCUUCUUAGUCUGCUUCUCCGUCGUCUCGCCUUCCUCCUUCGAAAACGUUAAAGAGAAGUGGGUCCCCGAGAUUACUCACCACUGUCCGAAGACCCCGUUCCUGCUGGUGGGGACGCAGAUCGACCUGCGGGACGACCCCUCCACCAUCGAGAAGCUGGCCAAGAACAAGCAGAAGCCCAUCACCCCGGAGACGGCCGAGAAGCUGGCCCGCGAUCUGAAGGCGGUCAAGUACGUGGAGUGCUCCGCCCUCACGCAGAAAGGACUGAAGAACGUUUUCGACGAGGCGAUACUGGCCGCCCUGGAGCCCCCGGAACCCAAGAAGAAGCGCAAAUGUCGCCUGUUAUGAGGAGCCCCCCUACCCCAGCCCCCCACCCCACCC
This is a messenger RNA of Anguilla anguilla (European eel), 779 nucleotides long. Its product is annotated as cell division control protein 42 homolog. Gene Ontology annotation, cellular component: dendritic spine. The record is from RefSeq and is a predicted model, not a curated record. Gene Ontology annotation, molecular function: GTP binding; GTPase activity. Gene Ontology annotation, biological process: modification of synaptic structure; small GTPase-mediated signal transduction. The coding region runs from base 171 to 746 and encodes 191 amino acids. The transcript is spliced from 6 exons. NCBI's taxonomy places the organism in Eukaryota, Metazoa, Chordata, Actinopteri, Anguilliformes, Anguillidae.